GAGGAAGGAAGCUAGCUAGGCACAGUACAGACUGCUGCUGGUUCUGGACUGGCCAGGAAAUCAAGGUAAGGGAGGGUAUAGGUGUGGCAAACCUCAAGUGCGUUCCUUGGAGGCAAAGCUGAGAAGAGACCAAGGACGAUGAAGACAGAAUGUGGGCAGACAAUGCGCAGAACUGUCACCUUUUGGUCUCGCAGCAGAGACUCCGCCAUGGACCCACCGUUGCAGAGUGAAGAUUCCCAAACGCAGCCCUCGCAGCUCUCUCCACUGACAUCCUACCACUGGCACACUGGAGGCCGAGGGGAGAAGACUGCUGGAGCGUUCCGCUGGGGCCGCUUCGCAGGCUGGGGAAGGACCCUGAGCCAUCAGGAGUCCAUGGUGAGCACCCAGCCAGCCCCUAGAUCUCUGUUUCGUCGGGUCCUCUCUGCACCCCCUAAGGAGUCACGGCCCAAUCGCCUCCGGUUUUCCAAGACCCUGUGGGGUAGGCACAAGAAUGUGGCACCACUGGAACCUAAGCCAACUCCGAAGGCCCCAGAGCCAGAGCUGGAGUUGGUAGCAGACCCAGGUCUACCUGUUGCACAGAUCCCUGAGCCGCCCACCCCUGACAUGCCUGUUUGGAGCAUUGAUGGCUUUACCCUGCUCGAAGGAAGGCUGGUGAUGCUUGGUGAGGAGGAGGGUCCUCGCCAAAUCCGAGUGGGGAGUGCCAGCUCAGAAAGCAGCAUGCAGGCAGCCUUGGGGAACCUCAAGGAUCCAGUUCGGACCCCCGGGAAAACUGAGCAGGAAGCCACUGGUUCCAACCAGGUCCACAAUGUUCGGAGGUUACUCAAGAGGCUGAAGGAGAAGAAAAGGGCCAAGUCAGAACUGGGAGCCCACACCCCUCGAGAUGGACCCCCCAGUGCUCUUGGUUCCAGAGAAUCACUUGCCACACUCUCUGAGCUGGACCUAGGCGCGGAAAGGGACGUGAGAGUCUGGCCUCUACAUCCUAGCCUCCUGGGCGAGCCGUAUUGCUUCCAGGUAACCUGGGCAGGCGGGAGCCGCUGUUUCUCUUGUCGCUCGAGCGCUGAGAGAGACCGUUGGAUUGAGGACCUUCGUCGGCAGUUCCAGCCGAGCCAGGACAACGUGGAACGGCAAGAGACGUGGCUGACGGUGUGGGUGCACGAGGCCAAAGGGCUACCCCGAGCAACUGCACCCGGAGUGCGUGCGGAGCUGUGGUUGGACGGCGCGCUACUGGCGCGCACUGCCCCCCGGGCGGGCCCAGAACAACUCUUCUGGGCCGAACGCUUCCACUUCGAAGCGUUGCCACCUGCCCGUCGCCUGUCGCUGCGGCUGCGCGGAGCAGGCCCGGCAGGGGCAACCGUGGGCAGGGUGAUGCUGGAGCUGGACGAGGUGAGCAUCACCCGCGCGCCUGCUGCGGGCCUGGAGCGCUGGUUCCCCGUGCUUGGGGCGCCGGCGGGUGCGGUGCUACGGGCGCGGAUCAGGGUGCGACGUCUGCGCGUGCUGCCGUCUGAGCGCUAUAAGGAGCUGGCGGAAUUCCUCACCUUCCACUACGCGCGCCUGUGCGGGGCGCUGGAGCCUGCGCUGUCUGCUCAGGCCAAGGAGGAGCUGGCAGCAGCCAUGGUGCGCGUGCUACGAGCCACUGGCCGAGCACAGGCAUUGGUGACAGACCUAGGAACCGCAGAGCUGGCGCGCUGUGGAGGCCGUGAGGCGCUGCUAUUCCGAGAAAACACCUUAGCCACAAAGGCCAUUGAUGAAUACAUGAAACUGGUGGCACAGGAGUAUCUCCAGGAGACCCUGGGGCAGGUUGUGCGGUGUCUCUGUGCCUCAACUGAGGACUGUGAAGUGGACCCCAGCAAGUGCCCAGCGCCAGAACUGCCAAAACACCAAGCUAGACUGCGAAACAGCUGUGAGGAAGUUUUUGAAAACAUCAUCCACUCUUACAACUGUUUCCCAGCAGAGCUGGGCACUGUGUUCUCGAAUUGGCGUGAAGCAUGCAAAGCACGAGGCUCCGAGGCACUGGGACCCCGGCUGGUGUGUGCGUCCCUCUUCCUAAGGCUUCUAUGCCCUGCCAUCUUGGCACCUAGCCUCUUUGGCCUGGCACCAGAGCACCCGGCCCCAGGCCCAGCCCGAACUCUCACGCUCAUCGCCAAGGUCAUCCAGAAUCUCGCCAACUGUGCUCCGUUUGGUGAGAAGGAAGCCUACAUGGCCUUUAUGAAUAGCUUCCUGGAAGAUCAUGGACCAGCCAUGCAACACUUCCUGGACCAGGUAGCUAUGGUAGAUGCAGAUGCCACACCCAGUGGCUACCAGGGAAGUGGGGACCUGGCCCUCCAGUUGGCAGUUCUUCAUGUCCAGCUCUGCACAAUCUUUGCUGAACUUGACCAGAAAACACAAGAUAGCUUGGAACCACUACCUACCAUCCUUCGAGCCAUUGAGGAGGGCCGGCCUGUCCCAGUGUCUGUACCAAUGCGCCUUCCCCGGAUCUCCAGUCAGGUCCAAUCCAGCUUCUCUUCAGGGGAGAAACCCGGCUUCUUGGCACCCCGAGACCUCCCCAAGCACACGCCACUCAUUUCCAAGAGCCAAUCUCUACGCAGCUUUCAAGGGGCAGGAAGCUGGACCCGUAGGCGGCCAGAUGAGGAGCGGCCCCAGCAGCGGCCGCGGCCAGUGCUGCGCACACAGAGCGUCCCUGCCAGACGUCCUACCCACCGUCGCCCUUCUGCAGGUUCCAAGCCACGACCCAAAGGCUCCCUACGCACGGGCCCCGCGCCUUGCGGACGGGCCUGGACUAGGGCUUCCACCUCGCUACCUCGGAAGCCAUCGGUGCCAUGGCAGCGCCAACUGGAUCAGCCCGGGGACCGAUACCAAAUUCCAGGAACGCACCGACCAGUGGGCAAGCUAGCAGAGAUACAAUGCGAGGUAGCUGCACUCCGCGAGGAACAGAAAGCUCUGUCCCAUCUGGUGGAGUCACUGAGUACCCACAUCCAGGCCUUGACGGAGCAGCAAGAGCAGCUCCGCUGUCAACUGCAGGAUCUGGACUCCAGACUGGGAGCUGGGAUCUCAAAGUUGGAUUCUAAGGGUGGUCUCCCAAGCAACGGAAGCUACAGGCUGAAAAGUCUGGAACAUCGCCUGACUGAGAUAGAAUGUUCUCAGGACCAGCUGAGGGAUGCCCUCCAAAGCCUACAGCUUCUUUCAAAAACAGCAGGAUCUCGGAGCCAGCCCCUGCCUCUCAAAGCACCAUGUGUCAAUGGAGCUGAUCUGUCAACGGGUACCUGAGCUUCUCGCUCCACUCCAUACGGUCUGGAAGCCAAGAGAGCCACUACAGAGCACCUUCUGACUGCCUCAGCCCUUCAUGGCCAUUAGUGGGGGGACAGAGUGGGAGGUGUCAAUCACACCGGUAACUGUGAGGUUGCCCAGUAAAUCUCCAUCUCAGAAAACCACAGGUUUCUCUGUCCCUACAAAUGAUUAAUACGAAAGCAUACCCAGCAUUCACCUCUCCCAAGUUCUUACCUAAUGUGAAGUCUCCUGAAGAUGGGAAUGAUAAGCAGAUCCUCACUACUGGUGUGAUUUAAGGUGGUCACUCCAAAAGACCCCAUUCUCUCCUCUGUAUAUAAAAAGUGCAUCUAAAAAUGUUCUACAUAGUGGACAACUCUUAGUUAAAGGUAUUCAAUAAAAGAUAUUUAUCAUU
Messenger RNA from Arvicanthis niloticus (Nile rat), 3676 nucleotides. The record is from RefSeq and is a predicted model, not a curated record. NCBI's taxonomy places the organism in Eukaryota, Metazoa, Chordata, Mammalia, Rodentia, Muridae.